Messenger RNA from Anopheles funestus (African malaria mosquito), 3513 nucleotides. RefSeq names its product calpain-C (gene CalpC). Gene Ontology annotation, cellular component: cytoplasm. NCBI's taxonomy places the organism in Eukaryota, Metazoa, Arthropoda, Insecta, Diptera, Culicidae. Gene Ontology annotation, molecular function: calcium ion binding; calcium-dependent cysteine-type endopeptidase activity. The coding region runs from base 975 to 3023 and encodes 682 amino acids. The record is from RefSeq and is a predicted model, not a curated record. Gene Ontology annotation, biological process: proteolysis. The transcript has 9 exons.
GCGUCUCCCUAUGACCAUUACUCUCUUCUAGCAGUAGCAGUCAUAACCUGGCUUCAACUCAAAACAAAUUAGGUUAAUCAAAUUCGCUCGAUUGCAAUUCAGCAGUGUAUGAUGAUAUUGCGGACGUGCUCUUAUGUGCAUCUCUACUCGGGUUCCGUUAGUAUAUGGUAUAAGACACGCAUAUUGGUUUAGGUUUAACAUUUGUGUUGGUCUCUCAGGUGAGCUUAACCAUAGCUCAAUAAUCAAAUUAGUAAAGUAGUUCUUCAUUCUAGUAGUACAUCUUUAUAAAAACAAAAAAUUGAUAAUUAUUCGUGUAAAAUAUCUUCUUCAUUUCUGUUCGAUGCGCAGAAGGGUUUAAUACAAAAAAAAACAACACUUUAAUCCCUGAUGAUUUUAACUGAUUUACUCUGCUUGCAGGGAGGAAUAAUGCUUUGUUAUUUGUUUACCAUCCUACAACUUUCCAACGAACUUGCCUGAUACACUUUUCAUUUUUAGCUACAGUGAGCCCGGGCACACGGUUUGCCGUUGUGCAACACUGAAUGGUUAAUUGAGUAACAUGGCUUUCGCGCUGUGCCGUUGGGAGUAAGCAGGUGGCUGGUUGAAUCAUAAAUUAUGCUUUGGUUAUGAUUACGUUAGCUUUUCCAAAAGUGUGACCAAAUGGCCAAACGCUGUAAGGCAAACGAUCAACUGCAUUAGACGGCGGAUGGCGGCAUGUUUGAGAGUUUCGAGACUAGCUAUCAACUCUUGUUUCCAAAGCAUGUUUUGUUUGUUUUUUAAUAUAUAAGAUUUGUAAUACUAAGACCAUGAAAUGAGUGUUUUUCAACAAUUGAUGAACGAGCAUAUAUUGGUGCAUAUUCAGCAGAAUAAAAUAUUCGUAUAAGCAUAAGGAAAGAGAGCUACACCCAACUAUACAUUCUUGCUGUUGACACAUAAACGGCACUCCCUUUCGGCUGGAACGGUUGAAACGCUACAAAAUGACUUCGUCUUACGAACGUAUCAAAUCAGAAUGCAAACAGAAGGGCGUACUAUGGGAGGACGAAGAUUUCCCGGCCACACAAUCGUCCGUCUUCUACCACCAAACGCCACCGUUCACCUUCCAAUGGAAAAGACCGCACGAGAUCGUUUCAAAUCCGGUAUUCGUCAACGAUGCGUCCGCACAGUUCGAUAUCGUGCCCGGUAAGAUGGGCGAUCGGUGGCUGGUGUCGUGUUUGGGUGUACUGUAUCUAUCCAAGGGUUUGUUUUACCGGGUUGUACCUGCGGAUCAGAACUUCGACAAACCGUACUAUGGUGUGUUUCGCUUUCGGCUUUGGUGGUGUGGCGAAUGGCUGGAAGUGCUGGUCGAUGAUCGAUUGCCCACAAUAAACGGCAAGCUGGCCUUCCUACAGGCACAGAACACCAACUCCUUCUGGCCCGGUUUGCUAGAGAAAGCAUACGCAAAAUUGCAUGGAUCUUACGAGGCGCUGAAGUAUGGUACGCUGCUUGACGGAUUGGCUGAUUUGACCGGUGGCAUCACUGAGUCGAUAUCGAUCAAAAUGGACAGCAACAUCCUCAUACGGCCACCGCUUCUGCAUAACCUCCUGGAUACAACUAGCAUCAUCACCUGCACGAUCAACAAUGGUACCAUGACACAGAUUCGUAACCAAACAGAAGCUUUGCCGAAUGGCAUCCACGUGGGAAUUAAUUACCGUCUUUGUUCGAUGGACAAGGCUGAAACUAUCAUGGGCGACACAGUGCAGCUAGUACGGCUGCGAAACCCUUUGGCUCAAACGCUCAGCAAAUCUUCAAGCUUUAACGGUGACUGGUCGUCAUUUUCCAGUUCCUGGGAACGCGUUACGAUGAAUGAACGGAAUCGUUUGAUCGAGCAGCUCGAUCAGGGCGAGUUCUGGAUGUCGUUUUUCGAUAUGACGCAAACUUUCACGCACCUUGAGUGCGUCCAUCUUGACUCGGAUACGGCUAGGGAUGAGCCUCAGCUGGCGGAUAAGAGUCGCCGUUGGCUAAUGCGACUGUACCAGGGUGCAUGGAAGCGAGGUGUUACGGCUGGCGGUUGUCGCAAUAAUCCGGACUCAUUCCAUAUCAACCCACAGCUGCAGCUGUUUCUUAGCGAAAAGGAAGACGUAAUCAUCUCAGUCAAUCAACACAGCGUGCUGGAACCGAAAGUCAUCGGAUUUACCGUAUACAAUCUAAAUAGUUUGCAAAAUAUCAAUGGAUGUCUAUCGAAGAAUUUCUUCAAAAAGCAUAAAAGCUUAGUCAACUCCCAAUACACCAACUCGCGACAGAUAAGUCAUCGGUGUUCGCUUGAUCCUGGACGGUAUCUCAUUAUGGCCACCACAUUUGAACCGGCAGAAGAAGCGUCCUUCAGUGUGAGGGUGCUAGGUAGUACCAUUCGGUUGGCUCUUCUCGAAACACAGACCAUGCUCUUGCUGGAUCCUUUCCCUCUACUGAAUUCCAACACAAAGAUCACGAUCGAUUCUUCUAAUAACAACAACAACAACAACAAUGGUAUCGCAUGCAGCACGGCACAGUAUGAACCCGUGUUUAUGCAGCUUGCGGACGAUCAAAGGACAUUGAAUUGCUUUGAUCUCCAAGAAUUGCUCGAAGCGUGCCUUCCUAAUGAUUAUAUUCGAAGCUGUGCCAGUAUAGACGUUUGUCGACAAGUGGUUUGUUUGAUGGAUAAAACGAAUCGUGGCCGUAUAAAUUUCAAUGAUUUCAACAAGUUCAUGAUCAACCUGAAAACCUGGUGGGGAGUUUUCAAGAUGCAUACGAAAGAAAAAUCGGGCAUACUAAAAGCAGAACGAUUGCGGGACGCACUGUUCGAUGUCGGAUUCCAGCUCAGCACUGAUAACAUUUCCAUCCUUAUCUUACGAUACAUGCGAAGGGAUGGAACACUUCGACUGGCUGAUUUUAUAUCUGCCAUCCUGCAUCUAACUAUGGCUUUCGAGUUAUUUAAAGCAAAGGAUACGAAUCAGGAUGGUAUCAUUAGCAUGGGAAUGACUGAGUGGAUUAAAUCCGUCUUUAUGUGCUAAAGCAGACACAAAGAGCACUUGAGUGCCAGCACAACAUAUCUAAUAUGAAGUCAUUUCGGAACCGACCAUCAGGAUCAACGAUCAGCAUUAUGCCGAACACCAUUCAAAUUAUGAUUUGCAAGGUGAUCAUCCGAAUCGGUUCUAACAUAAAAUCGUUUAUAUCGCAUACACACAUAAGCUCCGUAAUUCUAAGUGCAAUCAAAAUGAAAACUCUGCUGAAAUGUUAAACAUACUCCAUUGUGUAAUAUAGUUUCUGUAAAACAUUUUGCUUAGGUAAGACACUUCUGAUGUGAAGAACCGUAACCAUAAUUUAUAUUUUGUUGUUGUUGUUGUUGUUGUACGACUGACCAGCAGCUGGUGGAAGAAGAGUGCAUAACGCAACAUGAAGCAGUAAAAUUUCACCAAGCAAUGGAAUGCUCAAAAUCUCGUAUAAUUGAUGUAUUGUACCAGGAUUGUAAAUAAAUUAAAUCAAUUGACUCGGAGAAAAGUU